Messenger RNA from Ctenocephalides felis (cat flea), 1257 nucleotides. Its product is annotated as zinc finger protein 43-like. Bases 1 to 1257 code for a protein of 418 amino acids. The transcript is spliced from 2 exons. NCBI's taxonomy places the organism in Eukaryota, Metazoa, Arthropoda, Insecta, Siphonaptera, Pulicidae. Gene Ontology annotation, biological process: regulation of DNA-templated transcription. Gene Ontology annotation, molecular function: DNA-binding transcription factor activity, RNA polymerase II-specific; zinc ion binding; RNA polymerase II cis-regulatory region sequence-specific DNA binding. Gene Ontology annotation, cellular component: nucleus. The record is from RefSeq and is a predicted model, not a curated record.
AUGGAUUUAGAUAUUGAAAACAUUUGCAGGAUUUGUCUGGAACAUUGUGAAAGUCUUAAAACUAUAUUUGUGGUGCAGGAUAAUUUGAAUUUGAAGAUUUGUGAUGAAAUUAUGUAUUGCACUAUUGCAAAGAUAGCAGAAGAUGAUGAACUGCCUUCAAAAAUUUGUAAAGCUUGUUUAAAUAAUUUAAACAUCGCUUGUAACUUCAAAAGACUAUGCGAGUCCUCAGAUUCGAAACUAAGAAUGUAUAUAUUAGAUAAGAAUGAUAAAAAUAACAAAUUCGAUAUGGAAAUUAAAGCAGAAUUUGACAACAAUGACAAUGUAGAUAGUUUAAGUAUAGAUUGUGAUAAUGAAAAUGAUCCAAUUGAAAGUAAUUCUAAUGUUGCACCUAAGAAUAAAGACAUCCCAAUGCCUAAAAAUAUGUGUGAAAUUUGUGGCAAAAGAUUCCGUUCCUCCUACGACCUGAAAACACAUUCAGCAGUCCACACCACCCAAAGACCUUACAAAUGCAACGAGUGCCCCAAAGGCUUCAUACGAUCCUCCCAACUAAAAGCACACAUGAAAGACCACAUUUACAGAGAACGCAAGCACUUAUGCACAAUUUGUGGCAAAGGAUUCUUCACCACAUCAAUACUCAAAAAUCAUGUAAGAACUCACACAAAAGAACGUCCGUAUAAAUGCAAAAUUUGUGAUAAAAGUUUCAUCCAAAGCGGAGGCUUGACAACACACAUGUUGGUGCAUACCGGGUAUAAAGGACAUAUUUGUGAUAUUUGUUCUAAAGCCUGCACCACUCGGUCUGAUCUCACAGUUCACAUGAGGACACACACUCGAGAAUGUCCUUAUAAAUGUGAAUUUUGUUUCAAAGCCUUCAAGACAGCCAGUAAUUUAUUAAAACACAGACGACAGCAUCUGAAUGAACGGGAAUUCAAAUGUGAAUUUUGUAAUGCUUCUUUCAAUUUAAAUGAAGGUCUUAAGAAACAUAUUAUGACCCAUACAGGGGAACGACCGUAUAGUUGUAAAACUUGUGGGAAAUGUUUUAUUUCUCAUAGUCGACUUGCUAAGCAUAAAAGGGUGCAUACUAGAGAACAGCCCUAUAGUUGUACGAUUUGUUCAAAGAAGUUUGGAUAUUCUUAUUCUAGAAAUGUACAUAUGAAAAUACAACAUAGUAUAAGUGAUGGGAAACAGAUUAGUGUAAAUUCUAGUAAAAAUCAUGAAGGUGGAGAAAAUGUUCAAGCGGAAUCAAUAAUUUUGAUUUGA